CUGUUUCUACUCUGUUGUCAACGGAAAAAGAAAAUAUGGGGAAAAUUAACAGUUGUCUAAAGGCUAUUUUCGUCUCCUUUAAUAUCUUGUUUGCGUUGUGUGGAGCUUUACUGAUCUACGGUUUAGUAGCAACUAAUAUGGAUGUUGAGAUGAGAGCAAUGGAAACACCGGGGACACUCUUGGUUUGGGUGUUUGCCAUUGCCAUGCUGGGGAUCUCGUUGCUGGGCAGCAUUGCUGCACAUACUGAGAAAAAAGCCUGCCUAAAAGUUUUUGCAGGUUUCAUGGCAAUUGGAAUGAUCAUCAUGCUAAUCUUUGGAAUUACUACCGCUUCUUCCACAAAACAGGUAUGCAUGCAUGCAUUGCAUUGUGCAAGAAAAUGGACAAAACUAGAAAAAUCCCCAUGGAAAUUUUGGUGGUGCCUGCAACAUGUUUUUCCUCGGUUUUUAAAAAUGGUGCGCCACGGCACCGAAUCGAAAAAGACGACCACACAGACAGCCAGAGAGAUGCAGUGCUGUGGAUGGACUGGUUUCAAGGAAUAUUCAGAUAUCCCUUACUCUUGUAGCUGCAUAUCAUCAUCAAACACAGAAUGUACCUCCAACUCCCAGCGAUAUAGAGGACCAUCAAACAUCUAUUCUCAGUCUUGCCGUGACGUCAUCAUAUAUUACGCUGAUAUUGGCAUCAAGAUUUUAUUAGGUGUCUAUUUUGGAUUCAGUGUUGUUGCGAUGUUUGGAUUGAUCAUCUCCCUCAACAUGGUUGGGCAGAUUAAUCGUCAUGACCGCUUUGGAAACACAACUAUUGCAAUGCGGGCUUUUUAACUUUAAUACCUCGAGAUUCCAAUCUGCAAACCAGAUUGGACUUACCUGGUUCAGUGGCUGAGCAGAUCAAAUACUUUGUAUAGAUAUGACUUGUUCACUCCAGACCCCGCCUCUCUGCUUUGGAAAGGAUUAAUGUGUAAUAAUGUGAUGUUAUUUCAGUUUAAAAGAUAUGUUUCUUUUCUUUGGUUUUUCAUUUUUACUAAGAUAAAGAGUUUGACAGACUGAACAGUCUAAUUGUAAGGGAAACUAUUGUGUUUAAUAAAAUUCAGCAUUCUGCAUUACUUUUAUUUUUUGGUUUUCUGGCAAUAAUGUCUGGCACAAGAGUGAUGAAAAAAGUAUCCUACUGGAUUUAUUUACCUCAGGCAUAGAGCAAGUUGAUCCGAUUUGCAGGGUUAAGUUAUCAAUCUAUUUUUCAAGUAUUUAGACAUACGUCUGGAUGUAUCGAUGGUUGGAUGGAUAGACAG
Cyprinodon variegatus (sheepshead minnow) is the source of this 1279-nucleotide messenger RNA. RefSeq lists its product as uncharacterized. NCBI's taxonomy places the organism in Eukaryota, Metazoa, Chordata, Actinopteri, Cyprinodontiformes, Cyprinodontidae. The coding region runs from base 36 to 815 and encodes 259 amino acids. The transcript has 9 exons. The record is from RefSeq and is a predicted model, not a curated record. Gene Ontology annotation, cellular component: membrane.